Messenger RNA from Quercus robur (English oak), 1314 nucleotides. Its product is annotated as ADP-glucose phosphorylase. The transcript is spliced from 3 exons. Gene Ontology annotation, molecular function: zinc ion binding; UDP-glucose:hexose-1-phosphate uridylyltransferase activity. Lineage: Eukaryota; Viridiplantae; Streptophyta; Magnoliopsida; Fagales; Fagaceae. Gene Ontology annotation, biological process: beta-D-galactose catabolic process via UDP-galactose, Leloir pathway. The coding region runs from base 90 to 1130 and encodes 346 amino acids. The record is from RefSeq and is a predicted model, not a curated record.
AAUAUUCAUAGUGAGCGCAGUAGAAAAGCAAAGUCACCAACGGCAAAUAGAGGGAGCAACACGAGAAACAAACAAAAAGUUAAAAAGGCAUGGCUUCGGAAAAUAAACAGGGUCGGAGCCCCGAACUGAGAAAAGACUGGGUGACGAACCGGUGGGUGAUAUUCUCACCAGCCAGAGCUAAGAGACCCUCCGAUUUCAAAUACAAAUCCCCCGCAACCACCACCGCCGACCAAAUCCAAGAUGGCUGCCCCUUCUGCCUCGGCCACGAGCACCUCUGCGCUCCCGAGAUCUUCCGGGUCCCCACCAGCUCCGACCCGGACUGGAAGAUCCGAGUCAUCCAGAAUCUCUACCCUGCUCUAGACCGCACUCUCAAUGACCCCAUCGCUGUUGCCCCUAAUCCAAAUUUGAAUGGCGUUGAGGUUUUGCGAGGGUUCGGGUUUCACGAUGUGGUAAUUGAAACUCCGUUCCACUCGCUUCAACUCUCGGAUUUGUCGUCUCAAGAAAUCUCUGAGGUUCUUCUCGCCUAUAAAAACCGCAUCCUCCAGCUUGCAGCCCAUUCCUCCAUCCACUAUGUCCAGGUGUUUAAAAACCAUGGUGCUUCAGCUGGGGCGUCUCUGAGUCACUCUCACAGUCAAAUAAUAGGACUUCCAAUUGUUCCUCCAAAUGUCUCUGCCCGAGUUGAUAGUAUGAAGCAGUAUUUUAACGAGACGGGGAAAUGUAGUGUUUGUGAGAUACAAGUGAAGGAGCUGUUGAUUGAUGAAUCCACCCAUUUUAUAUCCAUUGUUCCUCUUGCUGCUACAUUUCCUUUUGAGAUAUGGAUUAUUCCUCGGGAUCACUCUUCCCAUUUUCAUCAACUAGAUGAACCCGAGGCAGUUGAUCUUGGUGGUUUAUUGAAACUCAUGCUUAGGAAGAUGGCAUCACAAUUGAACAAUCCACCAUUCAAUUUUAUGAUUCACACUUCACCACUUCGAGUUACCGAUCCACAGUUACCUUACAUUCAUUGGUUUUUACAGAUAAUUCCUCAAUUAACCGUUGUAGCGGGAUUUGAGAUGGCAACUGGCUGUUAUAUAAAUCCUGUAUUCCCAGAGGAUGCUGCUAAAGUUCUGAGGGAAGUACCCAAUCCAGAAUAGGGUAGUAAUACAAUGAUAAUAACCAGUUAUAAAUACUAGUAUAAUGGGAGAAAACUUUUAUUCUCUCCGAGGUUGAUUUUGUAUCUAAUGGCAGGGAUUUUCUUUUCUACCAUGUAAACUUGGAUCAUAUGUGUUAAGGCGAGGACAAGGUACAGUUUUAAGAUUUCCAGGCAAAAUUCCCCUA